Messenger RNA from Morone saxatilis (striped sea-bass), 2032 nucleotides. It is a transcript of the gene fbxo16, whose product is annotated as F-box protein 16. Lineage: Eukaryota; Metazoa; Chordata; Actinopteri; Moronidae. The coding region runs from base 11 to 1207 and encodes 398 amino acids. Gene Ontology annotation, molecular function: protein binding. The transcript has 8 exons. The record is from RefSeq and is a predicted model, not a curated record.
UUACCCAAAGAUGCCUGUUGCACCGAGGUCCUCUGCAGGCAGUGCUAAGAUGCAGACCACGCUGAGCACCUGGACUCCUCUGAACCACCCGCUGUCCAACAGCAAGGUGUUUGAAGAGAGGCGAAACCUUCUGGCAAAAUGGUUUGACAAGUGGUCUGACAGCCAGAGGAGGGCCGUGCUGCAGGACUUUGUGCUGAGCUGUUCUCAGGAGCAGCUGAUGUUCCUGAGCCUCAGCGUGAGCAGACGGCUCCCCCUGCAGGCUGCAGACCUUACCUGCCUGCUGCCCAGAGCCCUCUGCCUCUACCUCUUCUCCUUCCUGGACCCACGCAGCCUCUGUCGAUGUGCCCAGGUGAGCUGGCACUGGAAGAGCAUAGUGGAACUGGACCAGCUGUGGAUGCCAAAGUGUCUGAGGCUCGGCUGGUGCAUCAACUUCUCCCCAACGCCCUUCGAGCAGGGCGUCUGGAAGAGACACUACAUCCAGACUGUGCAGGAGCUACGACUCACCUCGCUACAGACUGUUCCAUCCCAGCAGCAGUUUGUGGUUCCACAUGUGUCAGCCAGCAGCAGUAGGCUUGAGGAUCUGUCAGAACUGCCCUUCCUCAGUGAGGAGGAAUCCAGCACGCUGCCACUUGGAAACAUCUCCAGGAAGAAGCGGCCAACUGCACCGCCACCAUGGAGAGAUUCUGACAGAUGUCCUAAAGACACGCUACGCUUCAACUACUUGGACAACCUGGACCCCAAUGAACAAGCCCUCAAAGCGCAGUCAAACAUCAGAACCUCCACCUGCCGCAGAAACACGUGGAAACCAGACGACGGGAGCAAGAAAACACUGUCUGAGGCGAAUUACAAACUACGCAAAGCCAAAUCACUGAUGUUUCUCAGCUCUAACUGCAGAGCCCAGGAUCCACCUCCUCCUCUUCUUCCUCCUCCUCAUCACCAUCAUCAUCAUCCUGAGACCCAAUCUCGACCCUCUUGGGCGGUUCGCGGUCACGACCACCCCGUCACCAAGGAGACCGCCAAGAGCAUGCUGCGCCUGGCCCAGUGGAACGCUGGGAUCCGUCCGGGGCCGGUGAGGUCAGCGGUGCCCCGGCUGAGCGUGGAGGCCCUCAGGGCGUCCCAGCGCUCGCACCGGAGCGCUCCCACUACACCACUGUUUGAAGCUCAGCCCUGGACUGUGCCUGCUUCACACGCACCAGAUAUGGAGUAAAGCACAUCGCCAUCAUCUGGAAGACAACAGAACUGCAACUUCAGGACAAGAUUAAUAUCUUUUGCUCAUAUAAUACAUUCUGUAAGGUCAUAUUUUUUACCUUGUGUGCACAAGUUAAUAACUUGUAUCAUUGACCUUUGUUUCAUCUCUGUCCUUAUUUCCUGUCUUCUCUUUAGAUAAUAAAAGCUAAAAAUACUUACGAGUCAUAGUAUCCAUUUUUCUUUAGAUUUUUUGCACUUACAUUUUUAAUACAACUCUAAUAUUACUAUUAGACCUUAUUUUUUAUACUUCUACUAGGAUUAUCCGGAUGGAUGACCAGCAUUUAAAAGUAUUUUUAGAUAUUUGAUGUUUUUAUUUUCUAAAGAGAAAUGAGAGCGUAAACAUAAGUCACUGAUACAAAUGAUUAACUUGUGCGCACAAGAUGUAGAAAAGAACACAGAACUCUCAGGGCUCAAUAGGAUGGAGAUAAGAGAUAUAAAACAGAUGAUGUACACUUUACAUUUACGCUAUACGCUCGGAAUAAAAAGCCAGAGAAAAUCAUUCAUGAGCCCGAAGACAGUAGUAGUAGCUUUAUAGUUAUAAUAGGUUUGCAUCUUGAAUAUUAACAGUUCUGUUCAAUUAUGGUUUAACACAUAACUUGCUUGUUUUUAAAUGAACUUUUUACAGAUGUGAUGCCUAAAGGGUACCUUGUGGAGCUCUCAACCACUGUUUUGUUUCUAUCUUGUGGCUAAAGUUCCUCCAACGGCCACUUGAGGCUGGCUCCAGAAGUGAGUCAAUCUCCAUUAGGGCCCAUAUUAAAAUGCCCAACUUUACAGCAGAAAUGUU